AUGGAACACGUGAGCUGGGUUCCUUUCCCCACUCAUCUCGAAGUCAUACUCCUUCCCCCCACCAAUAACCUCCCUCCGUCGUCUCUCCUCUCCAUCCCCCACAGCCCACGCAGCGAGCAGAUCACGGCCAGCGUCCCAACUCACACCCUCGUAUCCCUCCCUUUUCUUUCCCUCCCCCUCCGCCGCAGGCCGCACAUCGAGCAGAUCAAGGCGCUCUCGCUCAUAACGGCCAUCAAGACGCCGUACCUCCCAGACGGCCGCUUCGAUCUCGACGCGUACGACGAGCUGGUGCACCACCAGAUCGAGAACGGUGCAGAGGGGUUGAUCGUGGGCGGGACCACGGGCGAGGGGCACCUGAUGAGCUGGGACGAGCACGUGAUGCUGAUCGCGCACUCCGUGUACUGCUUCGGCAACAAGCUCAAGAUCGUGGGCAACACGGGCAGCAACAGCACGCGCGAGGCCAUGCAUGCGACCGAGCAGGGCUUCGCUGUGGGCAUGCACGCCGCGCUGCAGAUCAACCCUUACUACGGCAAGACGUCGCUGGACGGACUCAAGAGUCAUUUCGAUGUGGUGCUGCCCAUGGGCCCGGCCAUAGUGUACAAUGUGCCGGGCAGAACGGGGCAGGACAUUCCUCCCUCAGUCAUCGAGGCCAUUGCCACGCACGAGAACUUUGCCGGGGUGAAGGAGUGCGCAGGCAAUGAGCGCAUCCACGGGUACGCAGAGAAGGGCAUUGUGGCGUGGAGCGGCAACGAUGACCAGUUCCAUGAUGCCAAGUGGAACCACGGUGGGCAAGGCGUUAUCUCCGUCGUCAGCAAUCUUGUUCCAGGAAUCGUGAGCCAGCUGCUGAAGGGUCCGAAUCCAGAGCUGAACGCGAAAAUCGCUCCUCUAGUGAACUGGCUAUUUGUGGAGCCGAACCCCAUCGGCCUCAACACCGCACUGUGCCAGCUAGGGCUCGUCAGGCCUGUCUUCCGCCUGCCAUAUGUGCCGCUGAAUAAGGAGAGCCGGCAGAAGUUCGUGGACAUUGUGCAUGCGAUAGGGCUCGAGCACUUCCCAGGGGCCAAGGAUGUUCGGGUGUCUAUAGGUGCGGAUUCGUUUCUGGCCUCCACGGAACGAGUCGGAGUGAGAGCGGUGGUGCAUCAUGUGGGCGAUCUGGGGAAAACAGCGAGAGCGCUUCUCGCUCGAAGAGUUGAAGCAUCUCAACGACGUGCUUCAGAAACACACAAUCAUCAGCGAUGCGAACAAGGUUCGUUCGAGACAAGCCAUGUCGCAAUACGAGCAUCGCUCUUCAUGGAGCAGGGCGUGUGCGUGGUCUCUCUCUCAACCCGCCCACCCACUCACCUGCUGUACACAUGUUUGUGGAGCUGGGCGUAUUCGUGCUCUGGUCUUACUCUCAACCUUGCCUCCGGCCUCCCUCUUCCCGCUGUGCGCAGGUUCUUUGUGGAGCAGGGCGUAUUUGCGCAGUUCAUCCGCAUCAUGGCACUGGCCAAUCAGCCGUCGCCGCUGUGCGAGGGGGUCAUGGUGCAGCUGCUGCAGACGCUCAACCUCAUGAUCCAGAACCUUAAGAGCGAGAAAGCCAUAUACUACAUGUUCAGCAAGGAGCACAUCAACAACGUCAUCUCCUUCCCCUUUGACUUCUCCGACGAGGAGUUGCUCGCAUACUACAUCUCCUUCCUCAAAACGCUGAGCAUGAAGCUGGACAAGUCAACCAUCUCAUACUUCAUCGUGGAAAAGGAGGAUGGCAGCAGCGCCUUCCCUCUGUAUGUGGAGGCAAUUCGUUUCUUCCACCACGAGGAGAGCAUGGUCCGCAUCGCCGUGCGCACUCUCACCCUCACCAUCUACAAUGUGCAUGACGAGCGUGCAAACCGCUUUGUGCUGAGUCCGUCAGCCAUCCGGUACUUUGAGGACCUCGCCAUCUUCGUGCGCCAGCAGAGCUUCACACUCGCCCGCCUCGUUGCCAACGCUGUCAGGAACUUUGGGUCGAUAGUGGAUGUAGGGCGAGUGGAGGCGUCAAUAGCAGAGAUAGGCGAUCUGCUGUACUACUGCAACGACGUCAUGAGUGCCGGCAUCCCGCAGCUCUCAGAGGUCGUCUCAGAGCACCUCCUCAGCAUCUGGGUCUUCCCUGUGCUGCUUGCCUCGCUCUCCCCCGAAUCCGGCUCGCCCAAUGCCAAGCGCAUAUCGCCGCUGUGCGCCAUGUAUCUGCUGUCGCGUGUGCUGCACGUGGUGACGUACCGCCCCUUCCUCGACACCGCCACUCGCUCCAUCGCCGCCUCCCUUUCCGCCAGCCCUGCUGGCUCUGACGGGGUGCUGCCGCAGCUACCUCCAGUCCCCCCUCCAGUCGCCUCAGCAGCAGAAGGGAGGGAUGGAGGGGGGAGUGCAGCAGCAGCAGACAGGGCAGAGGGGAAGAAAGCCAAGUGGCCACUGUCAGCAAGGCGUGAAGAUGCGGACUCGCCUGGGGGUUCCUUCUCAGAGGUCCAGGACGGGAGGGACAGCAGAGAUGGGGGCGGUGAGGAAGCAGGGGAGAAAGGAGGUGAGAGAGUAGGGGAGGCGAGGGAAAUUGCAGCAGCAGCGGACGCGCCGAAUGGUUAUGUUGCUGGAAGAGAGGAGGGAGAAGGCAAGCAUGGGGAAGAUAAGGGAACUGGAGACGAUGGGAAUCGCAGUGGUGGUAGGAGCGGUGUUGUGCGGUCAGCAUCGGCACGAGACAGGCCGGCUCUGUCGGCUCGCAGGCACCUAAGGACCCAGAGCAGUGGCAGCAGCAGGAGCCUUACCGAUUCACCCCUGCGCAACAAGAUCUCAGACUCCCCGCAGCCGAAUGAGAGCUCGGAUUCGCCGCAGAGGAGCUUCAGCUCGCCCCACAGGAGCUCCCCGUACAGGAAGCAGCGCCAUGCGUCUGACACCAUCAUUCUCGACCUCGACCCCACCGCCAGCGCCUGGGACACAAUAGUGUCGUAUCUGCUGUGCAACAACGAGCGGUGGGUGCUGGCGUCACUCUGUGUGCUCUGCGGUCUGCUGCAGAACACAGCGGUGCACGACUCAUUACUGGAGGAGCUGGGCAUGCUGCCGUGCAACCGCCGCCACCGACGGCUCCUUGUGGAGGCUUUGGUGGGCAACCAAUCAGAGGAGCAGCUGAAGCGACUGCUGAGGCGGCAGGACAGUGAUGCAGUGGAGGGGGGGAAGCAAGCAGAGGCAGGGCGGGGCGGAGGGGGAGCAGGAGAAAGUGCGGAGGCCGGCAGGGAGGCUGAUAGGCUGUCACAUGGGGCAGCAGAGGCACCAUUGGGAUCAGGAGGAGAUGCGGCUGUGGCACCAGCACCAGCAGCAGGUUCUGAUGCCGGCUCUGUGUCUGGAUCAUCUGUAGCAGCUAGGGCGGAGUUGAGAGGUGACAGUAGCAGGGGCAUCUCCAUUCAGGUGUUCAACGUGUGGGUGCGGUGGGGCAGACACCCCGUCAUCAAAACAGCACAACAGAAAGAGACGACAGGGUGGUGGCAUGAUGACAUGUUCACACGACCAAUGGAUGGUGGUAGGAUGCCAUGCUUACAUGAUGAUGUCUCGACCUUAUCCCCUCCCCCCACCCCCCACGAUUCCCACCUCCAGCUGGUGGAUAUGGUGUUUGUGCUGCUGUGCAAGAGACCGCGUCUCUUUUGUCCCAUUUAUUUUACCCCUCUGCGCUCCCCACCUUCACCACCAGGUGGUGGAGACGGUGUUUGUGCUGUUGUGCAAGAGACCGUGGUGGACACGGUGUUUGUGCUGCUGUGCAAGAGACCGCCGCCCUCACCUGAAGCCCUGUGGCACGCGGGCUGGCUGCUGCGCCAGCUGCUGCCGUCCAGCCAUCGCCUGCAGUCAGCGCACAAGAAGCUGCUCACUCAUGCAUACGAGCUGGCACGUGGCGACCUGGUGGGGGAGCUGCUGGAAUGCUGGUGUGACAUGCUGCCUGCUGCUAUGGUGGAGGAGUGGAAAGCAUGCCGGAAAGCACUGGAAUCAGCCACGCUGGCCAACGACUCCUCUCUUGUCCUCAUGCCCAGCCUCCCUCCCCUCCUCACUGACGGUGACUCGUCUUCAGCAGCGUUUGGCGAGAGAAUGCGCACCGUGGUCAAGGUGUACGUAGCGUUGCAUCAGAUGAGAGCCACGCUGCUCGGCCUGCCUCUCCCAGACGUCCCUCCUCUCGCCACAGCAGCCCCUCCCCCUCUCGACGCCCGAUUCGGCCGCAAGGGCCUCAAUCUGCCACAGGCACAGGAAGGCACCGAGGUGCCUCUAGAGCCUGGCGACGCCAUCCCAUGCCGAGUGGCCUUCGAGCGAGGCAAGGAGAAGUACGUGCUGCUGCUGGUGGCCUCCUGUGCGGCCAACGGCUGGGUGCUGCUGGCAGAGCCGCCUGCUGGAAUGACAGCCAAGGCUGCUGUGGCCGAAGGGGCCACAGGGAUCGUCCGUGUUGUCGCUCCCCUCGCAGGCUGCCAGCCAUCACUCGACCCGAAGCACAAGCGCUGGCUGCAUCUGCGCAUCCGCUCGCCCCAGGCCCCGGCCUCCGAUGCUGGUACUCUCGCCUCUCGUUCCCCCAUGGGCUCGCGAGCCCGCACCAAACGCUUGGCGGAUGGGCGGUGGACGUUGGCGUUUUCAGACGAGGCUGCAUGCAAAUUUGCACAUCUAGCAGUGCGGGAGGAAUCGUAUGUGCAAGGGAAUGCUGUGCGAAGCAUGCUGCUUCCCCUGCUUGGAAAUGUUGAGCCUUUCCAGUUGCAGAGGGAAGAGCCAAAUUAA
Closterium sp. Yama58-4 is the source of this 4743-nucleotide messenger RNA. Lineage: Eukaryota; Viridiplantae; Streptophyta; Zygnematophyceae; Desmidiales; Closteriaceae. The record is from the annotation of a GenBank genome assembly.